Rhinichthys klamathensis goyatoka is the source of this 1818-nucleotide messenger RNA. It is a transcript of the gene dpysl5b, whose product is annotated as dihydropyrimidinase like 5b. The record is from RefSeq and is a predicted model, not a curated record. Bases 136 to 1818 code for a protein of 560 amino acids. NCBI's taxonomy places the organism in Eukaryota, Metazoa, Chordata, Actinopteri, Cypriniformes, Leuciscidae. The transcript has 13 exons. Gene Ontology annotation, molecular function: hydrolase activity, acting on carbon-nitrogen (but not peptide) bonds, in cyclic amides. Gene Ontology annotation, cellular component: cytosol; cytoplasm.
AGCCUCUCAUUGGUUCUCUCGCCUGUCAAUCAAAGAGCUAGGCGCGCCACCGUCGCGGUCUCGUGCGCGCGCAGGGACAGCUGUCAUCGGUGCACGAGAGGAGCAAACCAUCAAAUAGCUUCAUCCGUUUACGUGAUGGCCGCCGGCUCGUCCAGGAUCCUCAUCAGAGGAGGGCGUGUGGUGAACGAUGAUGUCACUGAGGAGGCGGACGUGUUCCUGGAGAACGGGAUCAUCCGGCGGGUCGAGCGGGAGCUGGUGAUUCCCGGAGCCGAGGUGAUCGACGCGCGCGGAAAACUGGUGAUUCCCGGCGGGAUCGACUCCAGCGUUCACUUCCAGCAGAGCUUCAUGAACGCCUCGACACAAGACGACUUCUACAGCGGAACCAGGGCGGCGCUGUUGGGCGGGACCACGAUGGUGAUCGGUCACGUGCUUCCCGAGAGAGACACGUCACUCCUGGAGGCCUUUGAGCAGAUGCGCGCUCACGCUGAUGCCAAGAGCUGCUGUGAUUACGCGCUGCACGUGGGCGUCACCUGGUGUGGGGAGAAGGUGCGGCGGGAGAUGGAGCAGCUGGUGUCCGAGAGAGGCGUAAACUCCUUCCAGAUGUUCAUGGCGUAUAAAGACCUGAUGCUGAGAGACUCUGAGAUCUACCAGACGCUGCAGACCUGCAAACACACCGGAGCCGUCGCGCGCGUGCAUGCGGAGAACGGAGAACUAGUGCUGCAGGGGGCUAAAGAGGCUCUGGAUCUGGGCAUCAGUGGUCCUGAGGGGAUGGAGGUCAGUCGACCGGAGGAGCUGGAGGCCGAGGCCACACACCGGGCCAUAACCAUCGGUAACAGGGCUCACUGUCCAGUGUGCUUGGUGAAUGUGUCCAGUAUUUCAGCGGCUGACGUCAUUGCUGCCGCCCGAAUGCAAGGUAAGGUGGUUGUCGCGGAGACGACCGUGGCUCACUCUGUUCUCAGUGGGAGUCAUUAUUAUCAUCAGGACUGGACUCACGCCGCCGCUCACGUCAUAGCUCCGCCCCUCCGGCUCGACCCCAACACCCCCGACUACCUCAUUGGCCUGCUGGGCAAUGACAUCAUAAACGUGGUGGCGUCGGAUCAUCGAGCGUUUAACCGGAAGCAGAAAGCCUUGGGAAAAGAGGAUUUCACCAAGAUCCCUCACGGGGCGUCAGGAGUCGAGGAUCGCAUGAGUGUUAUCUGGGAGAGAGGAGUGGUCUCUGGUAAGAUGGAUGAGAACCGGUUUGUUGCUGUGACGAGCUCUAACGCUGCUAAGAUCUACAACCUGUACCCGCGGAAGGGACGCAUCACACCCGGAGCCGACGCUGAUGUGGUGGUGUGGGACCCGGACGCCUGCCGGACGAUCUCUGCGAGCUCUCAGGCUCAGGGCGGAGACUUUAACCUGUUCGAGAACCAGCGCUGUCACGGCGUGCCACUGGUGACCAUCAGCCGCGGGCGAGUGGUGUGUGUGAACGGUGUGUUUUCCUGCGCGCAGGGAUCGGGACGCUUCUGCCCGAUGCCAGCCUUCCCCGAUAUACUCUACAAGAAGAUCAUUCAGAGAGAAAAGACUCAGAGUUUGCGCGGGGUGGACCGAGCUCCGUAUUCGGGCGAUGUUGUCACGGUAACCAACUCAAGCCGGAAGGAACCGGUCACUCCGGAGAGCGACGUUCCCACGCGAGCGACCGGCAGACACACAGGAGUACGAGACCUGCACGAGUCCAGCUUCAGCCUGUCAGGUUCUCAAGUGGACGAUCACGUUCCCAAGAGAUCCUCGGCCCGGAUCCUGGCUCCGCCCGGCGGACGCUCCAGCGGGAUCUGGUGA